Photinus pyralis (common eastern firefly) is the source of this 3123-nucleotide messenger RNA. RefSeq names its product heterogeneous nuclear ribonucleoprotein R (gene Syp). Gene Ontology annotation, molecular function: mRNA binding. The record is from RefSeq and is a predicted model, not a curated record. Lineage: Eukaryota; Metazoa; Arthropoda; Insecta; Coleoptera; Lampyridae. The coding region runs from base 84 to 2051 and encodes 655 amino acids. Gene Ontology annotation, cellular component: ribonucleoprotein complex; nucleus. The transcript has 11 exons.
AAAGUUUGAAGUUUACCCAAAUUUUGGAAGUGAUUCAAAUUGAAAAGCUGAUAAAUUAUUAUUUGAAGAUAAAUUCCAAGAAAAUGGUGAUACUCUCUAUGGCAGAAGGGAAUGGCGAAUUAGGUUUGGAAGAAUCAAUGAAAAUUGAGCCUGAUUCGGAGGAACGAACAGAGGACUUCAAAAAAUUAAUCGAAUAUGGCCUAGAUGAGAAAGUAGCAAUUAAACUCGAUGAUAUUUAUAAGACGGGAAAAUUGGCACACGUCGAUUUGGAUGAACGAGCUUUGGAUGCGCUGAAGGAAUUUCCAGUCGAUGGAGCUUUAAAUGUAUUAGGACAAUUUUUAGAUUCCAACUUAGAACAUGUUUCAAAUAAAUCCGCCUAUCUAUGUGGUGUUAUGAAAACGUAUCGUCAAAAAAGUAGGGCAGGUUCUACGCAAGGACCUGCCACUCCCGCCACAAUUCCUGCCAAAGGCCCGGAUGAAGAUAAGAUUAAAGCAAUUUUAGAACGUACUGGAUAUACCUUGGAUGUUACAACCGGACAACGAAAAUAUGGAGGACCACCGCCGGGUUGGGACGGUUCUACUCCUGGAACCGGCUGUGAAGUGUUUUGUGGCAAAAUACCCAAGGAUAUGUACGAAGACGAAUUAAUUCCGUUAUUCGAAGAAUGCGGCGUUAUUUGGGAUUUGCGGUUAAUGAUGGAUCCCAUGACUGGUACUAAUCGAGGGUAUGCUUUUGUCACCUUUACAACUCGUGAUGCUGCCCAAUCUGCCGUCCAGAAGCUGAAUGAUUAUGAGAUACGAAAAGGCAAAAAGAUUGGUGUAACGAUAUCUUAUAACAAUCACCGGUUGUUUGUGGGCUAUAUUCCCAAGAACAGGGAUCGAGAUGAUCUCUUCGAAGAGUUUUCCAAACAUGCACCUGGUUUAAUGGAGGUCAUCAUCUACAGUUCGCCAGACGACAAGAAGAAAAAUCGCGGAUUUUGUUUUCUCGAGUACGAGUCCCACAAGGCGGCUUCCUUAGCCAAGCGGCGUCUCGGAACUGGACGUAUCAAAGUGUGGGGUUGUGAUAUUAUAGUAGAUUGGGCAGAUCCACAAGAAGAACCCGACGAGCAGACCAUGUCUAAAGUCAAAGUACUUUAUGUGCGUAAUCUCACUCAAGAAAUUUCGGAGGAAAAGUUAAAGGAAACGUUUGAAAAUUUCGGAAAAGUUGAAAGAGUUAAAAAAAUAAAGGACUAUGCAUUCAUUCAUUUUGAAGAGCGCGAUCACGCAAUUAAGGCGAUGGAAGACUUAGACGGAAAAGAAAUGGGAGGUUCACAUAUAGAAGUUUCGCUAGCCAAACCACCUUCGGAUAAGAAAAAGAAAGAAGAAAUAUUACGUGCCAGAGAAAGAAGAAUGAUGCAAAUGAUGCAAGUUAGGGGAGGUAUGAUGCCAGGUAGUGCUAUGCCAAUGCGAGGACCGCCAGGACAAACGCCUAGGCCUGGUGGAGGAAUGAGAGGUGCAAUGGGUCGUGGUGACUAUGAUUAUGAUUACGACUAUUACGGGUAUGGGGAUUAUCGAGGCGGCUACAGUGAUCCCUAUUAUGAUGACUAUUACCGGUAUGAAGAUUACUAUUGUGAUUAUCCGCCGGCACCGCCACAAGCUAGAGGGAGAGGUCGGCAGCCACAAUCGGAACUGGACGACGGAAGCACAUUGAAUUCUACCAGUCUAUACUAUGAAGUGAACAGUGGGACGCAGGCUGGCCGUGGGCGUGGGGUGGUGGCACGUGGCCGGGUCGGUGGGCCCCCGGCCCGUGGGGCGGCGGCCAACCGGGCGGGCCGGGGCGGAGCAGUAGGGGUUCGUGGGGCAGCACGGCAGCAGCCCGCCCGUGGGGGGGCCCGCGCCAAGGGAAGUUUACCAGGUAAGCGGAAGUUAGACGGGGGUCACCAGAACCAGGGGGAGUCAAAGCGCAGAUACCAGAGCAACUGGGGCAGCCAGCCCCUGGCGCAGCAGCCGCUGGGAGCAGCGGGUGUUAAUGGAGAGCAGCAGUGGUACCAGGAUUCAUACGCGUCCUGGAGCUAAGUGAAGGACAGUGUGGCCCGCGGUGAACUGAGUGCGAGUGGCCCUGCGUCUGGGCAGUGGGGGAGGGUGCGCACCCUACAUGCCUGGUGUGCGCCUAAGCCCGAGGUAGUGGAACCCAUACCAUUUAAUAAUAACAGCUGAUGGUGUCCCCAUACCUUUCUGCAAUUAGUUUUUUUUUAUACUCUUGUUGAUUUGGUUUAGUCAUUGUGUUUGAUUUUUCAAAAUUUUUUGAAAAUUACUUUUGUUUGCUUCCGAUACACAGAUUAAAUUGUUUUAAGUUAUUGUGUUUAAAUGUUGUUAUUUGCGGCCUUGCGUCCCCUCGUUCUGGAGACUACAUCAUGGGGACGCCGCCCAUUUUAAUUAAUUGCCAGAUGGCGUUGCCCUCUGGUGUUAUAGGUGUUAUUUUUUUUAAUUGUGUUUUACUUAACCCUGACAUCCCAAGUGUCACAUCUUUUGCAUCUUUGUUUGAGUUUAGUUUCUUUCAGCAAAUUGUUUCAUAUAUAUAAAUAUAUUUAUGUAUGUUUGAUGUAUUUCGUUAGACAAGCGUGGGUUUGGCACUGUUAAGGUGUGGCAGUUAACUUGAAGUGUUGGCUGUAGCACCUGGGCAUGGAGGGAUUGCGCUCGGUUCAUGCAGUGACCUGAUUGACCAUUGCUCAUGAAACGAGUGAUUUUUUAAUUAAUGUAUCAUAUAAUUAUUUUUAUUCCUGCAAAUAAUGCAUUCUGCAUUGUGAUGUAUUUUAGCGGUAAUUUAAGGAGUCUUAAGCAUACUUCUGUUUCUGGUAGAAAUAUUUGAUCAGCUCCGUACAAUAUUACAGCUAAAACAUUCAUUAUUUGCAAACAUUUUUCUGAUAUCUUCAUUGCUUUUGCUUCCCCAUCAUGUCCGUCAACAUUCUGUAAUAAUUUUAGUGUGCUGUAGCCAUGAUACAAUUGAAAAAAAACUGUUUGUUACAUCAUAAUUACCGAUUCUUACUGGAGCGAUUAUAUAUUAUAUUAUAAAGCUUCAAUAUGGGAAUUAUCAAUCAAAGAAAGGACUGAUUUACAUGUCUCAAUAAACAGUUGUAUGUGUAUUACA